Molecule: messenger RNA, 6860 nt
Organism: Haplochromis burtoni (Burton's mouthbrooder)
Lineage: Eukaryota; Metazoa; Chordata; Actinopteri; Cichliformes; Cichlidae
Gene: ninl
Product: ninein-like
Exons: 28
Coding region: 2049-6680 (1543 amino acids)
Biological process (GO): microtubule anchoring at centrosome
Cellular component (GO): centrosome
Molecular function (GO): calcium ion binding
Source: RefSeq, a predicted model, not a curated record
AAACACUGACUUCCUGUUCUUCUUUCCUUUGACUGAGUUUGAGACGCUAACCCGGCUGUGGUCUGUUUCUUCGCUGGCCGGAGUGAUUAGCUUGAUAAAGAAUUUAAAAUCAUAAUCAACACAAAGAAGUCACAUGUUGGCACAUCUCGCGUCGGUCUCUGUCAUCGCGUCCGUGGUUGGAAGCUCGGGCCUCGAUUCAUGGAUUACAUGAAGCCACAUUAUCAGACGCCCAGGUGUGGUCAUGUGACUCGGUUCACUCGUCAGGAUGUUUAUGGCGGCUGGAGGUCUGCCUGCAAUUAAAGUAAUUAGAACUCUGAGCUCUGGAGUCAUUUUCGAGUGGUUUGGUUGGAGUUUCAGUUAAAAACUGUGGGAACACCCUGAAUGUGGGCUUCCUGUACGUGUGAGCGUACCACAGUGAUGCUGUCUGACUGAACACCUGAAACUGUGUGUGCGUGCCGCGCUGCAGGGUCCCGCCGUUGUCCGUCGCCUGGAUCUCGUGUGUCUGCGCCGGCCGAGGCGUUCGGGAGCUGCAGCUCUCUAAUUAGAGUUUCUGGUUUUAGGUUUUCAGCGGCACGCAGAGGGCGGAGGAGGAGGUUUACUCAGCUCUUUGUCACUUUGUUCUCGUGCCGUGACAAUGCUGUGACCUCUGACCUCUGAAUGUUUCUGCAUCGGUGAGGCUGCAGCUGCGGUCUGGUUCUCACUGUGUGAAGUCAGCUGGUCUCAGGUUUCCUGCAAUUCUGCAGCCGAGGCUGUGAAUACCUGAGGGGGGAGGAGGAGGUUUGGUGGUUUUGGGGCGGUGGAGGUCUUUCAGGAAGUGGGAUUGUGAGGAAUGCGGCUGCUGGCAGACGCUCCGCUGGUUUGGCUGCUGCUUCUCACUUUUAGUUUUUGCUGACUGAGAAUGUGAAACAGCUUCAGUGCAGCGGCUCUGCUGCGGGAACACGACUCCACCUCUUCUUCUUCUUCAUCACUUCUUUACACCAGAGCCACCCUUUCCUUUCUUCCUGGGUUUGUCUGAGGCAUUGGACAGUUUUUCAGAAGGAAACGCUCUGACUGCAGUCUUCACCUCAAGUAACUGACUCUCUGCGCUCACUUUGGUGCUGGAGAGGUGCCGAGUAUGGAUUUGGACUUUGUCCCUCCAGGCUGGAGCAGCGUCGUGGUGCCUUCAGUUUUGUCCUCAUGCUGUACCUGAGUUUGCAGACACACUGGCCUCUUUCAUGAGUCCGUGCGUUUCCUCCUGCACUGAUCAGUGGAAGGCCUGGAGACUGGUCGGCGACCUCUCACCAAACACGUUUUCACAGUGUGACCACAGCUGUGGUGAAUCAAUCAGUCUGCAUAAGAGGGUAAAGUGCUGAGAGUCAGACUGACAAAGUAACAGGAACAUCAGAGAGUUUUCAUUUGGAUCUGAAACAGAGCACGUGUCCCACGGGACAUCAUGGCCUAAGCCCACAGAGCAGCGCCCACAGAGCAGCGCCCACGAUCCUGUUUGCAUGUCUAUUUUUAAAUCUCAGUAGAACUGCAACCAAAUAAGCGAGAGCAGGGGUCUCAAACUCCGGUCCUCGAGGGCCGACUGCAGAGCUGAGCAAUGACAACAUCAGCAGCUGGAUAAAGGUUUCCAACUGGUCCUUCAACUCACGUGUUCUCCAUAGUAGCAGAAAUGCAUAAAAAUGAGGCUUUUAUGAAAACACUGAAUAAAAAUGACUUCUUGAAAGACAAUAAAUGUACAGUUCAGUAUACGAAGUGUGUUUGACUGGCAGAGAUGAGCCAUGGCUGAACGGGACUCACAGGCCUGAGUGUGCACUUCAGUCAGAAUUAUAAUUUAUUAUUUAAUUUAUAAUUGAUAUAAUCUUUCUGUGUCUGUCAGUGAAACUGUUUUUGCAGAGAGUCCAUCACUGGACUGUGAUGGAUGUGAAGCUGAUGGCAGUACUUCAGCUGUGCAGCGAUCAGCUGAUUCUGAAUGUUUUUGAAGAUUUCUUCAUCGAAUAUGUAAACAUUUUAAUCUGCGAGCAAAACACGUCCUAAAGGUCCUGAUCCGUCCCGUGAAUGUCCCGAUGGACGAGGGUUUACACGCUAAGCUCUUCAGCGUGACAGUCAGGAGUGUGCACAGCCUGAAGUCUGACGAGGAGGCAGGAAGUCAGAAGGAGACAUCCUUUCAGUGUAAAGGUCACCACCAGGGGGAGGAGCCAGGAGGACACGCGCUGAUGCUGGUGUGCGAACACCUGGGUCUGCAACACCUGCACACUGAGGAAGUGGACGUGCUGCUCAGGAAGUUGGAUCCCGACCUAGACGGCAGGGUCAGCAUCAGGGAAUUCAAGAAGGUGCUCUGUGGCUCCACCCCCAUCACCUGUUCCACCCCAGUACGACAAGCUGACCUGAGAGCGCCACACAAGCCUCGGGAGGUGUCAGAGGAGCACUCGGCCCGCUCCGCCUCGCCCUCCCUGCUAAUGGCCACCGUGGGUCAGAGGGUGCUCAGCCGGCUGGACGACGGCUCAGGAUGUACGAGCCCCGAGCGCGUCGCGGCCCUGUGGACGGAGGAGGGCAUCGGGAACAGCCGGGACAUCCUGCAGACUCUGGACUUCCCCUUGGAGGAGCGCCUCAGUCUGGCAGAUCUGACGCUGGCACUGGACAACGAGCUGCUGGUCAGCGGGAACGGCAUCCACCAGGCGGCGCUCAUCUCCUACAAGAUCGAGAUCCAGCACCUGCAGGAGGUGGCCGAGCAGGCCUGCAGGGAGCGCGACAAGGUGAAGGCCGACCUGGAGCGGGCCGACCGCAGGAAUCUGCAGCUGGUCAGAGAGGUGGACGACCGGCACGCCAGCAUGGAGACACUCAACCAGAGCCGGAUCAGGGACCUGGAGCAGGACUUCCGCGAUAGGCUGACGACUCUGCGCAGCGAGACAGAGCAGGAGAGCGAGGCGCUGCUGCAGCACAUAGAGCGAGAGCGCGGCGCUCUGCAGGAGGAGCUGCAGCUGCUCAGAGCGCAGGAGGUGGAACUACAGGAGGAGCUCUGCAGCGCCGUGCAGGAGAACGGUCGUCUGGAGGAGGAGCUGAACGCUGUGAAGAUGAAGCUGACUGAAGCCGAAGGCUCAGCGAGGCGACUGCAGAGAGACCUGGACCAGAUGCUGAGUGACAAGUUUGGCGGUUUGGACCCGUCCAGCGUUGGUCUGAGUCAUGAGGAAAGAUUCUCUGAAAUCAUCAAAGAGUACGAGCAGCAGUGCCGGGAGCUGCAGGACAGAAAUGAUGAGCUGAGCUCAGAGUUGGAGCUGCUGAAGAAUCAGAGGAGAAACAGGAAGUGCAGACGGCGUGCUGGAGCCGCCAACGCGCUGAGCUGGAACCAGCAACACUCGGAGUCAGACUCAGACUCGGGCGUGAAGCACUGCUCGUCUCCUCGGGUCAGGAAGAAACUGGAGCCGGCUGAUAAAGCAGCUCUGUGCUCAUUGGACGACUCGGGCCCGGCCGUCAGCAUCCAGACUGAACUGGCCCUGGAACAGCUGAAGCAGAAACACGAGGAGGAGCUGCAGCAGCUCAACAUCCAGCUGGAGACGCAGAUGAACUACUACGAGCGCAGCUUGGAGAAGAUGAGGCAGAGCAUGGAGGUGGAGCGGAAGGACAUCUCUCAGGCCUUCAAGCUGGAGAUCAGCGAGCUGGAGGAGCAGAAGUCUCAGGUGGAGCAGCAGGUGAAGCAGCUGAAGGAGACCGUGGACAAACUGCAGACUCAGAUCCAGCAUGGAGGAGGGCGGAGCAACGAGCAGGAGCGCAGGAUGCAGCGGGAGCGCGCCGAGCUGGAGCAGAACUUCGCCAGAGAGAUCGGUAACCUGGUGCAGCGGCUGAGCGCUGAGAAGGACCAGCUGGAGGCGGAGCUGAAGCUGAAGAUGGAUCAGGAGGUGAUGCUGGUCAGGGAGGAGUCAGAGCAGCAGCUCGCUCACAUGAAGAUGCAGCACGGUGAAGCUCAGCGCCGCCUCCUGCACCAGCUCCACCAGGAACGCCGGCGGCUGCAGGAGCAGAGAGGAUUCUGGGAGAGGAGGCUCGUGCAGGCGGAGCAGGAGAAACUGUGCAGUGAGGAGCGAGCCCGGGAAGAGAAGAGGAGCAUGGAGGAACGGCAAGAGGAAGAGGUCCGGCUCCUGAAAGAGCAAGUCUCCGGUUUGCAGGAUGUCCUGCGGGCGUCCAGCCAAUCAGAGGCCAAUUUGAAGGAGGACCUAGAGGCGUCUUACAGGCGGAGCGGGGAGCUGGAGGCUCGGCUGGAGGAGGCCUGCGCGCAGCUGGAGGAGAGUAUCGCCUUCUUGGAGUCUCAGGAGCUUCUGAACAAACGCCUGGCCUCGGAGAAGAGCUCGGCGGAGGGGGAGCUGCUGCUAGCGAGGAGCAGGGAGGAGGAGCUUCAGGUUCAGGUGUCCCACACAAAGGCUGAGCUGGAGGAGCUGCAGGCUGCGUCCGCGUGCCUCCUGCAGGACCGAGAGGAGGCGGCAGGAAGCUGCAACCGGCUCUCCUGCACCGUCGCCCAGCAACAGGCUCAGCUCCGAGCCCGCGAGCACACGGUCUCCUCCCUCAGGGCGGAGCUGGAGAACCUGCAGGAGGCGCUCAGGAGCAAAGCUGAGUCAGUUUCCAGACUUGCGGCUGAACUGGACUCUCUUAAGACGGACCGCGCCCGGCUGAUCCAGGACCUGAAGGAGCAGGCCAUGGCCGUGGACCACCUGCAGCUGCAGCUGGACGGCGUCUCCGAGGAGCUGGACCGGAGGAGGAGCGGCGAGGAGACCCUGCAGGAGGCUCUGGAGCAGGAGCAGAGCCGGACCUCGCUGCUCCGGUCCAGCCUGGCGGAGGAGAAGGAGGAGGUGUGGCGUCUGAGCCAGGAGAACGGGACUUACAUCCGGCUCACCGACCAGCUCUCCACCCAGAUCGUGGAGAUGGAGGAGGAGAUCUCUUCUCUCAGAGACCACCUCCGAGACCUCAGCUCCCAGCUCAACGACACCGCUGACCUGGUCCUGGAGCUCCGCAAGCAGCUCAACGCCAAGACCGGUCAGGUCGAGCCGGCGAGCAGCGAGCAGCUCCUCCAGCUGCAGACCGCUCUGCGGGACUCCGAGAGCCGGCAGAGGACGGUGGAGGAAGACUUGGAGAGGGAGAAGAAGAAGAUGACGAAGCAGCUGCUGGAGCUAGAGGACCUGGUUCUGGCUCUGGAAGAGCUGGUGGAGCCGGCCGGUGCACGCAGGACUCAGCUGGAGGAGGUCCGAUCAGAGAACGCAGCGCUCCAGGAGAGACUCGGCGCCCUGCAGCAGGAAGUCCACAAGAUGGAGGAUGAGGUUGCCAAGAAGAGGAGGAAACUGGAGGAGAUGGAGAGAGAACACGAGAGAAGCAGAGAAGAAGAAGAGAGGCUGCACAGAGAGAACUCCAGAUAUCGUGAGGAGGUUCUGGAUCUGAGCAGCAGGAACCUGCAGCUGAGCACCGACAACGCUGAGCUCAGCACCCGUCUCCGUGGAGACCAGGAAUCAGUCCGUAUGCUGCACGAGCGCCUAGCGACGGUUUCUAAGGAGCAGGAAGAGGAGCAUGUGACGGUGCGGCGGCUGCAGGACGCAGCGCUGCAGCACGAGCGGGAGAAGCUGCAACUGCAGGCGUCCUGGACACAGGAGAAACAGCUGCUGGAGGCGGAGCUUAGCACCUCCAAGGAGAAGCUGGAGCGCCAGCCGGUGCUGGAGGCGGAGCUCAGCGCCGUGACUCUGAAGCUGCAAUGGGUGGAGGAGGACAAGGCCAAACUGCUGAGAGACGCCGAUGAGCGAAAUACAAAGGUGGAGAAGCUGCAGCAGAGCGUGCUGUCUCUGGAGUCGGAGGCGGAGCUCCUUCGCUCUCAGCUUGCCACCAUCAGUCAGGAGAAACUCAGCCACGCCCAGGAUGCGACGGAGCUACAGAGGAAGUUGCAGGAGGCUCAGAGCAGGGUGGAGGAGUUGGAGGCCGGUGUCAGGAAGCUGAUGAGGGAGAAGGAGGAGCUCCGACAGGCGCUGCAGGAGCAGGAGGAGCAGGCCUCUGUCACUCUGCAGGAAGAGACCUGCAAACUGAGAGUCCAGAACCAGGAGCUCCAACACCAGCUCUCAGAGCUGCAGGUGGAAAAUGUGAAGGUCCACAAACUGAGCGAGGAGCAGAAGGAGCUGAAGAGCAGACUGAGUGAGGCGGAGGAGGCCCGGAUCCAGGCCCAGGACCAGGCGGUGCGAGCAGACGCCGCCCUCAGCGUGGCGCAGGCGCAGCACCUGCGACAGCAGCAGGAGGACAACAGCUGCAGGGACUGGGCGGAGGUGCUGCAGGCCCAGCUGGUGGAGGAGCAGAGGAGUCGUCUGCAGCUGGAGGAGGAGCUGAGGCAGCAGGAGCAGAAGAGCAGCUCUCAGAUCAGCACAAAGCAGGAUCAGUACGAGAAGGCAAUGGCGGCGCUGCAGCAGAGGGCGGAGGAUGUGGAAACCAAACUGAAAGCGGUCCGUCUGCUCCUGCAGGAAAAGGUGGAGCAGCUUAAAGAGCAGCUGGCGAGGAACGCCAAGUCGAGCGCACUGCUGAAGGACCUGUACGUGGAGAACUCGCAGCUGAUGAAGGCGCUGCAGGUCACCGAGCAGCGGCAGAAACGUGCCGAGAAGAAGAACUUCCUGCUGGAGGAGAAGGUCGGCGCGCUCAACAAGCUGCUGAGGGACAUCGUCCCUGCAUCGCUCGCCACGUAACCAUGCCAACGCAGAGCAGAAGGCCCCAGCAGGUGGGGGCGGGGCCUCACCUGUGCCCUGUGUGGAGCCGGUGGAUGUCUGGAGCACACACACGUUCGGUGUGUCAGUAUUAUCUUUGUUUAUAAUGAAACUUUUUUUUAUUUUUGCGUCAUUGAAAUAAAGUUUUAAUGUCUCUGUGAC